Messenger RNA from Carassius carassius (crucian carp), 3233 nucleotides. RefSeq names its product 5-hydroxytryptamine receptor 2A-like. Gene Ontology annotation, cellular component: dendrite; plasma membrane. NCBI's taxonomy places the organism in Eukaryota, Metazoa, Chordata, Actinopteri, Cypriniformes, Cyprinidae. The transcript is spliced from 5 exons. The record is from RefSeq and is a predicted model, not a curated record. Bases 466 to 2019 code for a protein of 517 amino acids. Gene Ontology annotation, biological process: G protein-coupled receptor signaling pathway, coupled to cyclic nucleotide second messenger; chemical synaptic transmission. Gene Ontology annotation, molecular function: neurotransmitter receptor activity; G protein-coupled serotonin receptor activity.
CUGGAUGGAGAGAAAAAAAGUCAUCAAUCGUCCACUUAUUGCACCAACAACGAAAUUAAACCGGACCGUUGAGUCUUGAGAGAUGCGUUACAAAUAAACGCUGGCUGGACACCACCCUUGCUACCAGUGGCCGCGCGCCAGAGCGCAGCUGCAUUGGCAGACAGCUGGUGGAUCCGCGCGCGUUGUUUGGUAUGCGGCUGGUUGCAGGCAGUGACGACGCGCGCACUCUCUCUCUCUCCGAGCUUCAGUCUGAAUGAGCACGAUCCUCCUCCUGCCACAGGAUUGCGUUCUUGAGGAAUUCAUCAUCAAUGAAAGUGAAGGAAGACUAAACUGUAGAGGAGAAACGCGAGAAUGCCGGCAGAUCAGAGGAGACAGACGAUUGCUUAAUUGAUCCGGUUUCCAUGAAUAAGAUUCUGAGUGGCCAUGAGUGAAAGGAGCUCAGAUUGAUACAGGAAAAGACAUCAGAUGAUGGGGACACCUGUCGGGCCAGUUCUGGGCAUGUUUGGCUCUACAACAUCCUCCCUAGACCUUGUUGGCUGGAUGGUUUGGCCUGGUAAUACCACCGUGAGCCUGAACCACAGCUUCUUCUUGACUGACUACAGCUUCAAUCUCUCCUCCUCUUCAUCCUCCUCUCCUCGUGGGGUCGAAAAGGAGUCGAUGAAGGAGAAGAACUGGCCAGCCCUGCUGAUUCUUGUGAUUAUCUUUCUGACGAUAGGAGGAAAUAUUUUGGUUAUUUUGGCUGUGUCGCUGGAGAAGAAGCUGCAAAAUGCAACAAACUUCUUCCUGCGUUCGCUCGCAGUGGCGGACAUGCUGGUCGGCAUCUUGGUCAUGCCCAUCUCACUCAUUAACAUCCUGUAUGAUUAUGCCUGGCCAUUGCCCAGCGCUCUCUGUCCUAUUUGGAUAUAUCUGGAUGUGCUUUUCUCCACUGCUUCCAUCAUGCACCUGUGUGCCAUUUCCCUUGACCGCUACGUGGCCAUAUGCAAUCCGAUCGAGCACAGUCGGUUCAACUCCCGCACCAAGGCCAUGCUGAAGAUUGCUGCAGUUUGGACCAUUUCAAUAGGAAUCUCAAUGCCUAUCCCAGUGAUCGGACUGCAUAACAGAGAAAAGGUCUUGAAAAACGGCAACUGUGCUCUGAAUGAGGAACACUUCAUACUGGUUGGCUCUUUUGUUGCCUUCUUCAUUCCUCUGGUCAUCAUGGUGGUUACGUAUUGUCUCACCGUCCAAGCGCUUCAGCGUCAGGCCACAGUCUUCCUCUACGAGGACAAAGGCUCUUCUCAACAGCCUUUGCAACCUUCAGCUCCACCUACUUCCCAUUUGGCCCCGCCGCCGGCAUCCCGUCGAAGCAGUCUGAACUGUCUACGGAUCAGCAACAGCGAUGGAAACAUGCUCGGUCUGACCGUGCCCCCAGACACCAUCUCAAUAAUCCCAGGUUCAGAAGCACCAUCUCAAAUGAAUUCGCCCGCUGGACGGGACCCAGCCGGAACCCAUGGGCGGAGAGGCAUGAUGCAGGCCAUCAAGAACGAGCGACGAGCAUCCAAAGUAUUGGGUGUAGUGUUCUUCCUAUUCCUCAUCAUGUGGUGUCCCUUUUUCAUCACUAAUGUUCUGUAUGUUCUCUGCCACAAAGCCUGUAAUAAGCCUUUGCUUACAGAACUGCUCAAUGUUUUUGUUUGGGUGGGCUACAUCUCAUCAGGAGUCAAUCCUUUAGUGUACACUUUGUUUAACAAGACCUACCGAAGGGCGUUUUCAAGUUACAUGCACUGCCAGUAUAGACGAGUGGGGCUAAAUCCCAUCACUAUACAGGCUCCUUGUCAAUCCCAUACAGUAGUCACUCCCAUCCUGAUCUGCGAAAAAGUUUGCAUUGACCGGAACAGUAACUGCCGCAAUGGGGACGGCAAUGGAAUCCGAAAUCUGGAGCCCCAUGACAUGGACACUGACCCCGGCCUGGAGCUGAAACCGGGAAUAUCAGAGCUAUCUAUCAGCAGCGGUCACAGCCACACAGAACACACCAGCAGUGUCUGAAAGCAAGCUUUUAGUGUGACCUGGAAAACAGGACCGAGCUACAAGUGAUGUUUAGGAGACAUCGGCUGUCUACGCAACCUCCGCUGUAUCACAGCAUAGAAUGUAUGCAUCGUUAGCUACAGAAACAAUAAUUUGACCACGGUCAGAAAUGGGAUUGGGAAUGUAAUGUGUGUGUGUGUGUGUGUGUUAACAGGUUCAGAUGUUUGAAUGCCAUUAAGUCCUGCAUGAGCACCCAGACUCUUUCUAAAGCAGCAUUGGACAUACGAGACUGCAGUUCAUGUGAAUAUACAACAGAUAGAGUCAUAGCUUCCUCUUGUGGUCAGUUGAAUAAUUACAAAUAGUGUGAAUUAAAAAAAAAAAAAUUGAGUUCCUGUGUCAUCCAAGCUAGUUGCAUUACAAUAUGGAUGGAGCGAUGCUGUCUAAAUACACUUUCAAUUCAGAUCAUUGUUUGUGUAACUUGUAAACAUCUCCAUUACGAUAUGAUGAAUACUUUGAGUUGCAGUAAACCAAUAACACAAUUGGGGGUUAUAUCUUAUUUCCUGGUCUAACAAUGCAGAGUAAAUGACUACUAAACACUAGUUUUCUUAAAAAUCACUUGUUACAGUGACCUUGAAUACUGGACCCAACAGCACAAUGGGGUAUAAGUCAUACUUAACAUAAAAAUUGGAUCACCAAUUUAAAUGCUAAGACCUAACAAAUGCGGUUUGAGUUUUAGUUUAGUCCAAAAAUCUUAAGGAAUUUUAUUUUUACUAUUAUUAUGUUUUUAGCAGGUAUUGAAGGAAUUAGCCUAUAGCUCUCUGGAACAAGCUCCCCUGUGAAUGUAAGGUUAGUUGUGCGGCCUCAUCAGGUGGUCAGAGUGAGAGAAGAAGCAAAAUUGCAAAACAGACGAGUACUAAAACCAUUUACUUUAUAUGGACGGACUGUCCAUGGCAACAAAUGAUGGACUGUAAGACCAAAAAUUUUCAUUUGAGGAUGUAUAAUGUAUAAAGCUGUAAAUUCUUGCUGUUUUUCUGUGUAGAACCUUAGAAUUUCUCCUGUAUCACCUUCCCUUGUUCAAACUCCCAUUUUUAUACCAUAGCCUAUGAAUGUUUUACCAAAUUCCUUUUUUUGGUAAAACAAACAAACAAAACGAAACCCUUAUCCUCACAAUGAUAUCAUUUUGUGAAGCUGCUAUUGAUUUAAUAAAAGAUCAUUGUCAUUCAUUCUGCAGUACA